This is a messenger RNA of Dichotomopilus funicola, 1497 nucleotides long. RefSeq names its product cytochrome oxidase assembly protein-domain-containing protein. The coding region runs from base 1 to 1497 and encodes 498 amino acids. Gene Ontology annotation, molecular function: oxidoreductase activity, acting on NAD(P)H, heme protein as acceptor. Gene Ontology annotation, cellular component: mitochondrial inner membrane. NCBI's taxonomy places the organism in Eukaryota, Fungi, Ascomycota, Sordariomycetes, Sordariales, Chaetomiaceae. The record is from RefSeq and is a predicted model, not a curated record. The transcript is spliced from 2 exons. Gene Ontology annotation, biological process: heme A biosynthetic process.
AUGGCUUUCUUCCGAAUUGGACUUCGCCGGGCCGUCGCGCAGCUGCCGCGGGCACCGCUCAUGAGGAAUGCGUGUGCGCCGCUGAAGCUCUCGGCCCCUCCACCCCGCGUCCUCCAGCUCGCGGCAGCUCCUCGAGCUUGCCGGAGCUACGCCUCGAUAGCACCUGGUGUGUCCAAGAUACCGGCUCAAUUUUUCAGCAGUGCUACUACGGAUGCCGCGAAAUCAGCCGCCCAAUCCGGUUCCUCUCAAGCCUCAGCGGACCCCUCGUCGUCACCCGGGACGAAUGCGAAGGUGGUGGGCUACUGGCUUGUGGGUAGCGCUUUGAGUGUCUUCGGCAUUGUGGUCUUUGGGGGCUUGACAAGGUUGACCGAAUCUGGGUUGAGCAUCACGGAAUGGAGACCGGUGACGGGAUCCCUACCGCCCAUGUCCGAGGAAGACUGGCAGUCCGAGUUUGACAAGUACCGUGCUUCCCCGGAGUUCAAGAUGAUCAAUUCGCACAUGGAUCUAGCUGAGUUCAAGAAGAUCUACUUCAUGGAGUGGACACAUCGUAUAUGGGGCCGUUUCGUUGGCCUCAGCUUUGUGCUACCAACGAUCUACUUCCUCGCUCGGCGGCGUGUGACGCCCAAGAUGGGCCUCAACUUGGUCGGUAUCUCAGCUCUGAUUGGUUUCCAAGGAUUCAUUGGUUGGUGGAUGGUCAAGUCCGGACUCAAGGACGACCUAUUCGCGCCUGGCUCUCACCCACGGGUGAGUCAAUACCGGUUGACCGCACAUCUCGCCACAGCUUUUGUUUGCUACGCCUGGAUGCUUGUUUCUGGGCUUGGUAUCCUCCGGACACACCGACUUCUCCGCGACCCAGAAGCUGCUGCUAAGACGUUCGCGGCGCUGAAAUCUCCAACACUCAGGGUCCUUCGCGGCUCCGUUACCGCGCUGACAGCCCUCAUUUUCACCACGGUCCUGUCCGGUGCCCUUGUCGCCGGCCUUGACGCCGGACUUAUCUACAACGAGUUCCCGAUGAUGGGCAAAGGGUUGACACCACCAAAGACCGAGCUGUUUGACAAGUUCUACAGCCGCAAGGCCGACAGUUCGGACCUGUGGUGGCGCAACAUGCUCGAAAAUCCUUCCCUGGUCCAGCUCGACCAUCGGAUCUUAGCCACCACUACAUUUACCGCUGUAGUAGCACUCUUCUUCUACAGCCGCACUGGUCGGAUCAAGGCUGCCAUGCCCAAGGACGUCAGGAAGGGCGUCACCGGGCUGCUGCACCUAGCCCUGCUCCAGGUCACGCUCGGUAUCACCACCUUGAUCUACAUGGUCCCGAUCCCGCUAGCUGCUGCCCACCAAGCCGGAGCUCUAGCGCUGCUGACUGGGGCUUUAGUCGCGGGCCACCGGCUGCGGGUGCCGAAAGCCACGCAGGCAUUGGUGCAGAGGGCUUUGCAGAACCGCUCCGGCUCCAGGCUUCAGGUCGGCGCAAUCAGCAAGAACCUCCCGAAGAGGGUAUAG